Molecule: messenger RNA, 393 nt
Organism: Caenorhabditis angaria
Lineage: Eukaryota; Metazoa; Nematoda; Chromadorea; Rhabditida; Rhabditidae
Source: the annotation of a GenBank genome assembly
AUGACUGAAAUUCCUGUAACUAUCGAUUUUUCGGGUGGUUCCGAGUUUCUUGUGAAAUCCAAAGAGCAAAAAGUCAAAAUUCCUGCAGGUAAUUUUUUCUGAAAAAGCUUAAAAUCAAGAUUUUCCCCUUCCAGAGUCCACCCUCCUUCAAGUCCUAAAAUUCGUCAAAGACAACUUGGUAGUCGAUUUUGACAGGAUAAAUAUGCUGUUUAAUGAUGACGUCACAGAGGUUGCACAUGGUGAGUAGAUGAAAAAUUAUGAAAUUUAUGAAUUUUCCCCCCAGGCGUGAUAAUUCUGAUCAACGACACCGAUUUUGCGUUGCUUUCCGAAUACGAUACAAUUAUUGAAGCUGGAGAUCGAAUAACUUUUGUCUCAACACUUCAUGGAGGAUAA